Pelobates cultripes (western spadefoot toad) is the source of this 21774-nucleotide messenger RNA. NCBI's taxonomy places the organism in Eukaryota, Metazoa, Chordata, Amphibia, Anura, Pelobatidae. The record is from the annotation of a GenBank genome assembly.
AUGGAGGAGGAGACAGACAGCAUUUCGGGCUCCCUCACCAGCGAACAAAGCAUCAACGAUCCCCCCUCCCAGCAGCUGUACAGAUAUAUUGCGAUAUUUGCCAUACGGGGCCUGGGCCAUAUGAUGGCAGCCCUGGUUACUGAUAUAAUGUGUCAUAACUCUUCAAUAUCCCUCAACGGGUACAAUAGCACACCAUAAAGUAAGCCAAAACAGCAUAUCUCAAGUGGGCGUCACUUUAAUUAGGACCUCAGAGGAUUUAAUAUCCAUAAAUUAACAUAGGUGUAGAAGGUUUUAACACUCGUUCAAAUAACCAGUCCAAGUAUGACACCUUAUAGGCUAUCAGGGAUCCUGCAGACCCCUGCUCUGUCAAUCAUUCCCAUCCCACCAGACAUAAAAUGUGGGCAGGAGCAGUAGAAGCACCCAGCUCCAUGACUUUAUUUUUAUGAGGUUUGGAACUAUGUGCGACCAUAGCAAAGGUUCCCACUGGCUGAUAGAAGAUACUGGAGACUGUACUAUUUGAUAGCAAUAUAUCACACAAUACAGGUAACGUGGACAAAAACUAGAGAGGCCACCUCUUACACCAUCACCUGUUGGCCAGCCCCUUGGUUCAACCACAGUUGUUGGUAAAUGCGUAGGGAGUGGGAAUAAGUAAAGCAAGAUCAUGAUAGAGAAGUGGGCAGAGUGGGCGGCCUUGGACUUACUUGCCCUAUAUAUAAACAUACUGCCCAACAUUUCAUAUGGAAAAAGAGAGACACUUUAUUUUAGGGAUGUGAGUUUGGCCAAUUACGGGGCUGAUCUAAAAAAAUUUAGGUGACUUACUAUUAAGAAUUUAUGCAACGAAAAUGGAAUUUAGAACAAGAACAAUGUAUCCUAUUUACACAGAUUGAUCUAUAAAUAGAUUUAUUGUAGUUUAAAGGCCCCUUACUGGGAGUGUUAUUGCUAAGGGCAUUCUAUGCAGUUAGCACCAUGAGCUUGGCAUAAAUGCGUCAAAUGAUGCGUUCGCUCCACCCUUUCUAAGGACUGUCCCCUACUACUUACUUGUCCACUCCUCUCCUAACCUGCUACUAGCAGGCAGAAGCUACUAUUAUACAGUCUGGGACAAAGAAAAGGUAUAUGUAGUGAGUGUAGAAGAAAGGGAACAUGCCACAGUGUUAAAGAGACUGAAGCAGCAAGGGUAUUUGCAUAAUGCGCAAAGUCAGCUUUACCUUAACUAAUUUCAUUGGCAGUCCACACAAGUUUUCAUACUUAACUAAUUUCAUUGUCAGUCCACACAAGUUUUCAAACUUAAGCAAAAGUAUGUGAAGAGUAGUAGCCAUGGGCCUGGAGCUGCAGCUCCAUCAGCCCCUAUUCUAAUCUGGCUCUGCUGCUGUCCAUCCCUCCCUUCCUUUCCCGCACUGUAGAAGCAUUCGCUCAAAGCCUGUGAGAAAGGUCCAAUCAAAUGCUAGUGAGCCUGUGACAUAAGACGAGGUGUGGAAAGGAGCACCGGGAGCUUUGCCUAUGUUGGCUACAUUGUAAGGAGUAGACCUAAUUAGUAAUGCCAACAAGGCAAAUGAAAUUGAAAUACUAGCAUUUAAAAAAAGGGUUGUAGUAACCAUUACAAGAAAAGAUUAAACGGACACUUCAGCUCAUUGAAGUGGUCUGGGUGCAUAUCCCCAGGUCUCUUAAAUCUGGAAAGGUAAUUAUUUUAGUGUUUUACCAGACAGCCACUAGAGGGACUUCCGGGUCUUUAGGCGACUUUUGGUCGCCUAACUGACGCUGGAUGUCCUCACGCUAUGUAUAAGGAUGUCCAGCGCCAGAAAGCGCAUUAGGUGGCCCCUGCCGGCUGAUGUCGGUGGGGAGGAGUGAAGACAGACCCUGAGCAAGCACCAAGAGACAUCGGCACUGGAACAAGGUAAGUGACAGAAGGGAUUUUCUCAUGUUACACGGGGGGAAAUGGUGGGGGGUUGGGGGAGAUGGGGGGAAAGGAACGACAGCUUUGUUUUUCUGGCACUAUAGUUUCUCUUUAAAAUAAGCACUAAAGACAGCAGAGUAUAAGCCCCAGUAAUGUUUCCAUAUACAUAGAAUGUGAUGGCAGAUAAGAACCAUUCGGCCCAUCCAGUCUGCCCAAUUUUCUAAAUACUUUCAUUAGUCCCUAGCCUUUUCUUAUAGUUAGGAUAGCCUUAUGCCUAUCCCACGCAUGCUUAAACUCCUUUACUGUGUUAACCUCUAUUUAAUUACCUUUCCAUAUUUAAGAGACCUGGUUAUCCAUUAGGGAUAUUCAGGAAAGUAUGAAUUGCUGAGAAUUCACAGUGAAUGUCAUUGUUUAGGCCAGGGGUGUGCAAAAGGUAGAUCCCCAGAUGUUGCAUCUACUUGGUUCAUAAGAAGUACCAACAAUUGGUGGGUAAUAAUAACAUCUAUUACUAUUCAUUUGCCGAUUCGGUUAAUUCUGAGAGCAUGCGCUGAAAACCGAUUUGAGUCCCACUGGGAGAAAGGCGCUAUAUAAAUACUAGUUAUUAUUAUUAUUGCAGAACUACAAAUCCCUUGAUGCUUUGCAUACCUGUAGAAUGGUUUUAAAAUGACAACGCUUAAUGGAAGCUGUAUUUUUAAAACAGCUGGACAUCUAGCUUUUGGGCACCCAUGUUUUAGGCCAAAAUUUCUGAAUUAAUUAAUUUAUUUUGUUCUAAAAUUUUGAAUUCAUUAAACUUCACAACUGGAUAACCCUUUCAACUUAAAAUAGAAGAACAAAUAAAGGUUGGAUGAUGGAUAAAGAGGGACACUUCGAUUUGUGGUGCGGCUAGGAGUGUGACCAAUGCUGGGUUGUUCUGAGAAAAUGUUUAAAGGACCACUAUAGUGCCAGGAAAACAUACUCGUUUUCCUGGCACUAUAGUGCCCUGAGGGUGCCCCCACCCUCAGGGACCCCCUCCCGCCCGGCUCUGGAAGGGGGAAAGGAAUAAAAACUUACCUUUUUCCAGCGCUGGGCAGGGAGCUCUACUCCUCCGAUCCUCCUCUUCUCCUCCCAUGCGGCUGGCUGCGCGCGCAUUCAGCCGGUCACAUAGGAAAGCAUUAUCAAUGCUUUCCUAUGGAUGCUUGCGUGCUCUCACUGUGAUUUUGCACAGUGAGAAGCACGCAUGCGCCUCUAGCGGCUGUCAAUGAGACAGCCGCUAGAGGCUUUGGGGGAAGGCUUAACCCAUUGAUAAACAUGUUUAUAAAAGAAUGGGUUAAGCCUAGCUGGACCAGGCAGCCAGACCACUUCAUUAAGCUGAAGUGGUCUGGGUGCCUAGAGUGGUCCUUUAACGUUGGUCUGCCACCCCCCCUCCAAAAUGAGUAUUUCAUGAAGAUAAUAUGCUCAUAGUGACUGUGUUGCAAUUUCCUACGCCUGACACUUCUAGACACUUUAGGCGGAGAUCUCACCAUCUCGAUAUGUCAAUCUCCUAGCCAGUGAUGACUGCAGAGAUAUUAGCUGUAUAUUCGCAUAUACCUCAGUGCUGUACACUCGUGCAUGAACGAGCUUGCAGCAGUGAUGUCAGAUCUUGGUGAACAGAGGGCGACCAUCCGCAAAAAGAUGGCAGCACCCACAAGGGACUGCUUCAGGAAAGUAAACCUUUCCUCGCCCUUCUUGGGCCACCAGACAACUAGCGGCGAUGUCACCGUCGGGGGUCUCUGCAAAUUAUGAAAAAUCCCUAGAUGGUGACAGUGCCGCAUUAAGUGACUUACUAAUAAAAUUUAUGCAACUGACUGAUUUCUAGUCAGAUUUGUUAGUCCCUACAUUGGCUUCCUGUAAGAUAUAGGGCUCAAUUUCAGAUGCUGACACUUGCUUACAAAUCUCUACACAAUGCUGCUCCAACCUACUUAGCCUCCCUAAUACACAAACAUGUCCUAUCUAGGCCUCUACGCUCUGCUGGAAGCCUACAUCUAACCUCUGUUCGUACUCCCACCUCUAAUGCUCACCUUAAAGAGUCUCACCCAAUCUCCACUUCUUCAAAAAAAUCUUUGAAAGCUUACUUCUUUAGAAAAGCAUAUCAAUUAAACUGUGUACAGCUUUUUCUCCUGGUUCCCUGAUUCCUCUCCUGCAACUAUCAUCAAAACAAAACACUAACCCUCAAUGAAUACUAUCCUAACAACCUACUUCUCUACCCUACCCUUACCUUCUGUGUCACAUUACCCCACUCCCUCUAGCAUGUAAGCUCAUUGAGCAGGGCCCUCAACCCCUUUGUUCCUGUGCGUUCAACUCGUCUGGUUACAAAUACGUGUCUGUUAGUCCACCAAUUGUACAGCGCUACGGAACUUGUUGGCGCUUUAUAAAUAAUAAUAAUAAUAAACACAGUUAUUGCAUUUUAAAGACACAUUACUGAGCGUCUUAUUGCUAUGAAAUUCUGUUAUACACUCAGACACAGCAACAAUAUGGAACCCCCAGAAAAGAAGAACAUUAUGAUAGGAAAAAAAAAAAGGGAAAGGGCAAUUUGAACCCAAACUAAGGACUGUGUCUCUUAAAUAGGGACACUUUGGAGGUAUGCUUAAAUUGACAGGGCAUCAUAGUUUAGUUAAUGGGAUGCCAGAAAAUGCCUAAUUUUGUAACAGAGCUCCAGCUAGCCUAUAUAUGAUUUUCAUGUGAAUCAGCCCCCCAAAAAACACCCCCCUUCAUACAGGAGGGAGAGUGCAGUGACGUCAGAGGAGGGGCGGAAGAGGCUUCAUCGCGUCAUUCUAAUGCGCCGGAAUGUGGACAUGUGUGCUGCAUCCUGACCUUCCUGGAAGCACAGUGUGGAAUGAUGUUCAGGGGGAUUUUGUUAACGUGUUGGAGGGGGUCUGGCAUAAGGGUGAGCUAUUUACUUCAUUGUGCGUUUUAGUGAAUAGGUGGCUUGGAGUGUAAUUGCACCUAAUUAGGAUUUCCUAAGUGGAAUUAUUAUUAUUUGUUACUGACAUUAAAUGGUGCAUCCCAGGUUUAUUCAUUGGUACAUAGUAAUACAAUGUUCCUGUAUUGUUAGCUUUAUCAUUGUUGGAAUACUGCUAUUAAUUCCCCCUGUCCUUCCUGCACUUCCCAUCCAUGCAGGAGGUUCUGGCUAACAAUGUUUAUUGUUAGUGCUACUUCACCCCUCAAUCUUAACCAUUAAGAAAACUGUUAAUAAUUGAAUCCAAGCUGCAUGAAGUAUACAGAUACACAUUUCUAUAGGUAUACAUAAAAUACUUUGGGCUUGCUCUGAAUAAUGUGCAGCACAGAUGGGUGUAUGCAUAUUUAGGAAUCUUGCUUAAUUUAUUUUUUAAGAGAUAGAAACAGGUGCAUUUAUAAUGCAAUUACACUAGGUAGAUAUGUGUUUACCAAGCUAAUGCUUAUGAUCCAAUCAACACUCAUUGCUUAUUUUUAUUUUUUUAAAGCAGUGACUGCUAACCUUGAAAUCCCAGAUAUCCUCAAACACAUUUCCCAUGAUGAACAGUCAUCCCAAGGAGUAUCAUUGCGAAAUAAACUUCAGAACCAUCGCUGCUUUGCAAUAACUUGUAUAUUCACACACCUGCUGCCCACAUGAUCUACAAUUUAACUUGGCUUUUGUUUAAGUGUUCUUGCAUAGCAAGACCACUUAAUGUUAUCUCACGUGUAUAUAUAUUAUUAUUAUUAUUAUUAUUAUUAUUAUUAUUAUUGCCAUAUUUACCACCCUAACUCCUCCCAGUUUUUACACUACAUAGACAGUAAUAUACCGAAACGUGUGGAUUGUUGCAUCAAAAUGUAGGUCUAGGUCUUGUGACUCUCACAAUAUAAAGCUCUUCACUGUAGGAGUUAUAGUUUUUAAGAUACGACCGUUUGAAGAUGGCACCCGCCAAAAUACUCUGACCUGUGUCAAGGCUGCAGCAGCAAGUGAUGUCAUAGACAGGGCAUUUUGUACACCUGCUAAUGUAUGUUUUAAUGUAACCUGUUUUAUAAAUGUAUGUUUUAAUGUAACUGUGAAGCACUUUGGGCAACAACGUUGCAAUUAAAUGUGCUAUGUAAAUGAUAACAGUUACUCUGCCCACUCCAGUUGUAGACUACUGGUGGAGGCAAGAACACUUCACACAAUUUCCCCAGAAAUUUUAGCUUUUCUAGUUUAUUGCUUAUAAUACUGCCAUGUCAAAGUGUGUUUGUUAUGAACGUAAACUAUUAUUUAUUAGUUUUUGCUGGGAUUUGGCUAUCUAAAAUGUAAAGUAUGUUCAGUAAUCUUUAUUUUGUUUUCUUUACAGUUAUUCUCCUCCUCGUUUGCUGAGUCAGGAAUACCCCCGAACCUCAUUCUACCUCCAGAUUUAAAAAAUGUUCCAACUAAAAGUAUGUGAAGCUUGUAUAAAAGUUCUCUUUUUUUAUCUUUUUUUAAGUAGAUACUGUCUAACGCUCCAAAAAACAAAUGCUUGUGGUCUUAUAUAGAUUAAACUUGGCAUUUCAAAUCUUUUUUUGAGCUAUAUUCGUUAUUUCGGGCUGACUGAACAUAAAUUAGUAAUUUUGUACUAUGAACUAGUUUAAAUCACCUGAUGAUGCUUCUAAUAGUCAGUGUCAUUAAAUAUUUAUUAUAUAUUCUUUAGGGUUCUGUAACGUAUCCACAUAUUUAGUGCCAAGUACCAAAAUACUACAAACAAAAAUGGAAUAUAAAAAAUGUCAUAGUUUAUUAAGUAAUAGCUACUCUUUAUGUGGUAAACCUGGUAUGAUAGAAAUCUGAUUGCAAAAUGGAGUUUUAAUAGGUGUCCUCUAGAUCAAGCAUGUCAAACUCAAAGGCUAAGAGGGGCCAAAUAAACAAGGUUUAAGUUUACGUAGGCCUCAAAAAAACAAACUUCAGUUUUCAUAGAAACUUAGGUUUAUUUAGAAAAGUACAGUAUAAAAAAAGUUGCCUAACUGACACUGGACGUCCUCGCGCUCGUAGGGCUUCAAAGUAAACAAAAGAGUGAAUUUAUUUUAAGGAGACGCGCACUUGCAUAUAGCCAAUGUUUCAAUCCAACUACCUUGACUUAUUAAGAAAAUUUUAGUAAUGGGAUUGAAAUGGUGAAUGUAUGCGGUUGCACAGCUGUUAAAAAAAACCAAAUUGUUAUCUUGUUGAUUUUGAAGUCCUACGAGCAUUGGGAGUCUAUUGUGCAUGUGUGGUAAAAAGCUACACAGCCAAUCAACAUCUCCAUGGAGAGCGUUCAGCGCCUCCAUGCAGACUCAAUCUAAUACACUGUCCCCUCCCACCACUCUAAUUUAAUACACUGCUCUCCCUCCAAUUUAACACACUGCCCCACCUAUCACCACUCUAAUACGCUGCCCCCUUCCUUUCCCUAAUUUAAUACGCUGCCCCCUCCCUCAAAUUACACUGCACUACACAAAAAGGGAGCAUGCGAUUGGCCGUCGGAGCAGGGCAGGGGCAAGGACUUCUGUCUACACAGGUGAAGACACAUUUUGCUGCCCCCAAAAUUUCUCUUCACCUGUCUGUCUAAUAUUCCCCCUUUUGCCCCUCUUCCCAUUGUUUUGCCCCUUUUGUGCAUCUUGCCACCUUUCUCGUUUUUGCCACCUUUCCUGAUUUUGUGGUUUAUUUACCCCCUUGUGUCACACACUCACUCACUGUCACUUAAACACACACUGGGUCUAACACACACACAGACUUACUGUUUCUUAUAAUUCUAAACAGAGGUCCCCCAAGUGUUGCUGCACUGUGAUAGCUUUCCUCCGCUCUCCACAGCAGUUGACCGCUGUGAUAUGUCACGUAUCCCAGUGGCCUUUAGCUCAUGAAGAAAUUGGCCGCGGUCUCUCCUCCCUGCUCCACCCCCUCCCUCAUUGGCAGCACGUUUUUUUUUUUUUUUUUCAUCACACAGCCAGCCAGUUUGGUAAAUUACUACCAUGGUCAUUGCUGCAGAGAGUAACUGGCAGGAGUAGGGUUCUCCGUGCUCCCACUGGUCACUCUGACAUCUUUGCGCACCUCGGGUCAUGUUCGGCUGCCUGUAGCGCCGGCCCUGCGUGGGAGGGAAGACAAGAAUCUGUUGCAGCCACCGCACAAAGCGGCCCCAGGGCAGGUGGGCCACAAAGAUUGACAUGCUUGCCCUAGAUGUUUUAAUUGGUAAACAGACUGCUUAAACUUUUUUUCUUUUUCCUCCCUCUCUCUCUCUGUCACCUGUAGUGCAGCGACCUCCUGUCGACCUGUCUCAGCCUAUCCUGCGAGAAUGCAAGAUCCCGGUCCCAUCUCAUAUAUCACCUAAGCUAGUCUGGUUGGAGACUCUAAAAGAUCCACAGGAUCAACAACUGGGGCUGGUCCAUCUGCACCCAGACGUGUUUUCAGUCCCUCCCAGGUCAGACACAAGCUAGAUGUCUCACUGUAGAUUAGGUUCUUGAAUGUUCACUGUCUGUAAAAUACUAUGGCCUGGAUACAAAUGACAUAGCCAGAUGCAAUCUAAAGGCAUCAUGGAAUGACCGGUUGGGGGCAGUGGAAUCCCAGAUUAGUUCUUUCUGCUUAUGAUCCUGACAGUGUUUUGUGCUAAAUUUCUUAUUGUCUUUGUAAUUUCCAGGAUUGAUAUUUUGCAUCAAGUAGUAACAUGGCAGAGAAACUUCAAAAGAAUUGUAAGUAUUCAAUUUUUCUCCUUGAAUGUGUGUAUUUAAACUGCAUUUUCUACUGUGCCAAAUUGCAAUUUUAUAUUUUAAAUUAAUUGGUCUUUUUAUUGAGACCUAAUAUGUAUGUAUUUCUAACGUUCUUGAGUUUGCUGUAUAUCCAGAAGACUUGCAAAUUCCACAGUGGACUCUCUCCAGACCAGGAAGUUACCAAAGACCAAAGAUUUUAGUGUCUGUGCCACUUGCAGGCUUAGGAGACUCAACUGUAACAAUGGAAUGACAGUAAUUGCAAGUUUCCUUAUGUAUCCACUGGAUGCAGAAGGAUGAAUCCUCAGACAGUAGGGUAUAUUAUCAGGAACUCUACAGGGGCUAUCGUAAAUGUAUACUUGAUGCAGUGUCGUGCAACAGCUUUAAAACUAGUAAAAUUAUAAUCUCCUUUCAAAUGAAGGCAAAGGACCGCCAUCUUUUAUGUACUGGGAGUGGGCGGACAUGCACACUCCACCCAUGCACACAGUGUAUACAUAAUCUAUUAUUAAUACAAAGUCAAUCUAUCCCACAGAGCUAUGCCAAGGCCAAGACGCGAGCAGAAGUCAGGGGAGGUGGGAGGAAGCCUUGGCAACAGAAGGGCAGUGGGCGAGCUCGACAUGGGAGCAUCAGGUCACCUCUUUGGAGAGGAGGUUAGUCUCUUAGAAUAUUGUAGUAAAUUAAGUAAUCAUAACCUUAAGUAAAGCUUACCUGCGUAUUCUUAUGCAUUAGUUGGUAAUAUUAAGAACAUUAUCAUUGUCUAUUUCACUAUCUGAAAUUAUAUUCAACUCCUCUGUUCCUCAGGUGGUGUGACUCAUGGACCACGUGGACCCACAAGCUAUUACUACAUGCUGCCUAUGAAGGUCCGGGUUCUGGGUUUGAAGAUGGCCCUGACCACAAAACUUGCUCAGGUACCCUGAAUGCAAUUUAAUAUAGAAGAACUAGGUGUUGUUUUAAAGGGACACUAUAGUCACCCGAACAACUACAGCUUAUUGAAUUUGUUCUGGUGAGUAGAAUCAUUACUUUCAAGCUUUUUGCUGUAAACACUGUCUUUUCAGAGAAAAUGCCUUGUUUACAUUACAGCCUAGUGAUAACUUCACUGGCCACUCCUCAGAUGUCUGUUAGAGAUCCUUCCUGGGUCAUGGCUUCCUAAAAUGCAUCCAAACAUUCAGUGUCUCCUCCCUCUGCAUGCAGACACUGAACUUUCCUCAUAGAGAUUCAUUGAUUCAAUUUAUCUCUAUGAGGAGAUGCUGAUUGGCCAGGGCUGGGUUUGAACUGUGCUGGCUCUGCCCCUGGUCUGCCUCUUUGUCAGUCUCAGCCAAUCCUAUGGGGAAGCAUUGUGAUCUGAUCAGGCCACCACUUCUGAUGAUGUCAGCAGAGUGCUUGUUUUUCCUGAGGCAAACCGCAUGCAGAUCUAUAGUUUCAGGCUGGAAUACAGUAAGAUUUUGCUAUAUUUAUGGAGGCAUGAGGAGCACAGGGGGGCUAGAUGGUGGGUUUUAACACUAUAUGGUCAGGAAUACAUGUUUGUGUUCCUGACCCUAUAGUGAUCCUUUAAGUCUCUCGUUUUCUUGGGAUUGGUAAGUCUAUUAACUUUCCUUUAUUUAUUGUGGAAGAUAAAACUGGACCUGGACAGUAGUUAAAAUAAAUGAUAAGCAGAUUCUGGUUCUGUUACUGCUGACUGACCAGUAAGAAGAAAAGUAAUUGUGUAACUUUAGGGGUUUUCUGAUUAUAUUUUCUCGGGCUGUAGUGCAUAUGGCUAUAAUGCUGUAUCUCAAGUCAUCAGAGUAUUGCCGAUUUUAUAUUUCUCUCCAUUAUAGGAUGAUCUCUACAUUAUUGACUCUCUUGAUGUUCCCUCUCCGGAUCCUGAAUACCUUACUGACCUGGUUAAACAGCGACAUUGGGGAGAGUCUGUGCUAAUCGUGGAUGUGUAAGUGCUGUAUGAAUUAGCUUUCAUUGAAAGGAACACUAUAGGGUCAGGAACACAAACAUUGCCCCCUCUUAGCCCCCCUAUAAAAGUUUAAAACGCACCUUAUUUCCAGCGCCGCGUGGAUUUCUUUGUUGGCUCCGCCCGCUUGUGACAUCAUCAAAAUGGCUGACUUUUAGCCAAUCCAAUGCUUUCCCAUGGGGUUGGAUUGGCUAAAAUUGGCAUGGGGGCGGGCCAAAUGCUGUCUUGGCCUAUUAGAACCUCCUCAUAGAGAUGCAUUGAAUCAAAAAAAUUCAGCAUCCCCAUGUAGAGCGUGGGGACGCUAAAUGGCAGAGCCGCCUACUGUGCAGCCCACUGCCAGGAAGCACCUCAAGUGGCUGAGUAGUGGCCACUUGGAGGUGUCCCUAGGGGCAAUGUAAACACUUCCUUUUCUCUGAAAAGGCAAUGUUUUACAUGAAAAAAGCCUGAAAGGGAACUAUUAUACUCACCAGAACUAAAUUAAGCUGUAGUUGUUCUGGUGACUAUAGUGUCCCUUUAAUCUUUUUUUUUUUUUUUGUUUUAUCAGUGGACUGAUAACACAGCAUACCACAACGUCCUAAAGUGAUAGGAUGAGUUAUAGGGAGAGGUUAUAUGGAGUAAUAGGAGGAGUUAUAGGGAGAGGGUAUAUGGAGUAAUAGGAGGAGUUAUAGAGAGAGGUUAUAUGGAGUAAUAGGAGGAGUUAUAGGGAGAGGUUAUAUGGAGUAAUAGGAGGAGUUAUAGAGAGGUUAUAUGGAGUAAUAGGAGGAGUUAUAGGGAGAGGUUAUAUGGAGUAAUAGGAGGAGUUAUAGGGAGAGUUUAUAUGGAGUAAUAGGAGGAGUUAUAGGGAGAGGGUAUAUGGAGUAAUAGGAGGAGUUAUAAAGAGUAAUAGGUGAGGUUAUAUGGGGUAAUAGGAGGAGUUAUAUGGAGUAAUAGGAGGAGUUAUAGGAGGAGUUAUAUAGAGGUUAUAUGGAGUAAUAGGAGUUAUAGAGAGAGGUUAUGUGGAGUAAUAGGAAGAGUUAUAGGGGGAGGUUAUAUGGAGUAAUAGGAGGAGUUAUAGUGAGGUUAUAUCUAGUCAUAUGGGGAGUUAUAAGGAGAAUGUUUAUGGAGUAAUAGGAGGAGUUCUAGGGAGACUUUAUAUGGAUUAAUAGAAGUUAUAGGGAGACUGUGUGCAUUAGUAAUGUUUCUGGUAAUUAUUUUAAGAGAAUGUUACAAAAUGUUUACAGUGCUUAAACAUUAUAUUUUUUCAUGUUUUAUAGUAAUGAAAAUAUGCCAGAAAAUAUUUUGAAUGCCACUGCCAAUUUAAAGAAAAUAAAUCUAAUUCCAGCUAUAGGUAAGAGUUCAAUUGUCUUUGUAUGUAUUUUUGUACUCUGAUGUGGAUUUAUUAGCCGCUUACCUUAUCCUCGCUUUAUGCAUUCACUACCAAGUACCAUUAUGCGUUUACUACCGAGUAUGUGUUGGUUGGGGGGGGGGGGUAAUAGCAUAACUUGUAUUUGAAAGGUGUGUACACCUAGCAAAGAACCAUAUCCUAUUACAUUAAACUUGUGUAUAUGUUGCUUUGCAGACCAUUAUAAAAAUGUUAUGUAAAUGUACACAGUAUUUUCACUUAUUCAUUCAUUAUUUAUAAAAAUAUAUAGUAGAUGAAAAAGCUCUGUACAUUAACUCCUUCAGGACGGAGUCAAUAGUACAUGCUCUGAUCAAAACAAAAUGUAAACAAAAGCUGGAAUUUGCGCUAUAUGUCUGUUCAACUGUAAUUCACCUCUUUCAUAUUAUAUGCACCGACACUUAUUAAGUGUUCUUGCAUAGCAAGACCACGUAAUGUUAUCUCACAUAUAUAUUAUUCUUAUUAUAGCCAAAUUUGCCACCCUAACUCCUCCCACAGUUUUUACACUACAUAGACAAAAAUUUACCAAAACGUGCAGAUUGUUCCCGAUCGGAUUGCUAUUACUUUGUGGAACGUUUCGCCGAAUGGUUCACGGAAUAUCGUCAUUCUUGUGGCGCAAUUUGUCCCAUAGGAAUGAAUGACAAAAUGUUCAAAACUAGAGUGGGAGCUGGCAAAAGCUGAAAAAUCAGGACAUGAUUUCUAAACUGCCACCACUCCCGCAUUUUCAAGCCCACCUACACAAAUCUUAUAUCAAAACGUUCAGCUAUCCCUGCUGCCACUAAAAAUGUCCACGGCUAAGCCAUAGUACUGAUAGUUUUCACAAUAUGACCAUUUGUUUGCAACUAACGCCGUCCAUUGACAUUCAUUGAAGCUUCACUCUAGCCAGCUCAAACUUGAAGUGCAAUUUCUAAACUGCGACUGUGCCUUCAUUUUUAAUACUUCAGAGACAUACUAUGCAUCAAAAUGUAGGUCUGGGUCUUGUGAUUCUCACAAUAUAAAGCUCUUCGCUGUAGGAUUUAUAGUUUUUACGACCGUUUGAAGAUUGCAACCGCCAAAAUACUCUGACCUGUGUCAGGCUGCAGCAGCAAGUGAUGUCGUAGACAGGGCCUUUUGUACACCUGCUAAUGUAUGUUUUAAUGUAACCUGCUUUUAUAAAUUUAUGUUUUAAUGUAACUGUGAAGCACUUUGGGCAACAACGUUGCAAUUAAAUGUGCUAUAUAAAUAAAUAAGUUACUCUGCCCACUCCAGUUGUAGACUACUGGUGGAGGCAAGAACACUUCACACAAUUUCCCCAGAAAUUGUAGCUUUUCUAGUUAUGACUAAAAUCAAAAAAACUGUGCAAAAUAUAAAAAAAUAUUUUUUUUUAAAUUGUAGUUCUGCCUCACAUUUUAGCUGUAAAUGUCAUAAUACUGUUAGCUUUUACUGCAAAAAAAGCACAUAUUUGGAUUCAGCAAAGUCUCACGAGACCCAUUAACAGUUUUUAUGGUGUUUUGGAAAGUUAAAGGGUCAAAUAUAGCACAUUCCAUUUUUCAGUUUUUUUCACAUUGAAAUUUGCCAGAUUAGUAAUGUUACCUUUGAGAUAUAUACACAUGUAAUUUCAUUCUAACUGUAUUUUGUUAUAUAUAUAUAUAUAUAUAUAUAUAUAUAUAUAUCACACACACAAAUAGGAACAGCAUAUAUAGAGUGCCUGCAUUUCUGCAUAUGGCUCACUUAGAGUAAUACAGUUAAAUCUUUAUCUAUUUCAAUAACAAUCUUUAUCAAUCUCAAGAUUGCUAAUGUAAUGCUAACAGUGAAAGGGUAGAGUACAAUAUCUGCUCUCCCUUACUGUAGUAAUGGCGUGAUCUAUCCUUUACUUGAAACAUCAUUUCCUGUUUGAAAGCAUGGGGCUAGAAAACAUUUUCAGCAAACCUGCCGUAACUAUUAGUAUCUUGCAGAGACAUCCGUUUCCACACUGCAAGUACAAUAACUGCUUCUACAUAUUGUCAUUGCUAUUAUGCAAGGAGUUGUCCGGUACCAUCCUUGUAGUUUUUGGGAAAAUCUCUGCUUGUGGUUCUAUUCCAGCUUCCCUUAUGCCAUAUAGAUGUUUCAGAGGUUUUACUUAAUAAUGUGGAUUUAAAAGCUCUUGAACACAUUGACAAAAAAUUUAGGGACUGCACCCAAAAAAUAUUUGUACUUGUAACACAAAGUAGGUAUUCUGCUGCUCAUUUCCCCUCCCCCCCCCCCCCCUGUUAAUUCUCUCUUUGCUCUGAUAUCUGAUUUACAUUGUGUUCCCUUUUAUGCUCAGUAUAAUGUAAAUUGUACUCGGUGAGGAGGGGGGGGGUCAAUGCAAACGUUUACAAUGAAAGCUUCAGAACGAAGCUUGUAAGUGUUUUAACACACGAAACACGUUAUAGGCUUGGUCGUGUGUAUUAAGAGUAGUUUUGGACAAAGAUCUAGAAUUAGAACAAUCUACAGGGAGUUUUCAAUGUUUUCUAUAGUACUUGCUACACUUCUGGAACUUUGCUCCUGAGUUACCCUUUACACCAAUGGCCCAUUGUGCAUAAACAAGGAAUUUCACUGUCAGACUGUUGUCACACAGUUGUUAGCCUUAAAGCGGCACUGACCCCCCUGAUCUUUAUGAAAAACGAAUUCUGACUGUGUUUCACUGAAAUUCCAACCCAAUAAUGAGAUGCUGAGUCUAAGUAUGGACUACUUAGUCUCUGAAUAUUUUAUCCACCUGACUCUCCAAAGUCCUCAAUGCUGUACUCUCGCAUUUGCGAAAGUUCACCAGUGAUUUAUAAGUGUACCCACUGGAAGAAGACGGCCACCCCCUCAAGGGACAGGUUAAGGUAAGUAGAACUAACUUGGUGGUUUCAGACAAUAGUAGGAAUCUCUGUAUGAAAAAACCUUUUUUUAUUAUAAGUUAAUUUCAGAUUUUAUUAAAAGUCAAUAUUUGAGAGUGCAUUACAUUAUUUAUUUUAUUUUUAAUUUUUUUUAAAUUCUUUACUUUGGUUGUGCAGAUAAUUACAGGUUAUCAACAGACGCCACAACGGCGUGUUUCAGGAAUUACAGAAAUUAAAUUGUGGCAUAGAAGUUUGCACAUUUUUUUUUUUUUUAUAUAGAGAUAACAAGCUUGACUGAACAUUUAUCUUGUUAGAAUAGCAUUUGAGUAAAUGAUAUUCAGCAGGUUAGGUGUGUGUGUUAGCUGGACAGUUGUGAUGUAGGUUGUAGGCAUUGUGUUUGUUAAUGGUGUGUUAGGAGAGACAACCACAAUACAAUGCUAGCUAGACAUUUUGAACAGCCUAUUGAAAUGCAGAUAUUAAUACGUACUGUAUAUGUUUGUUGCAAGUUGCUAAGCAAAAGGGUGAACAUAACUAUCACUGUGCUUGGUAGGCUAUAUGAACUGCUUGACAGUAGAGAUUAUGGUGUAUGCGCUAUGUGUGCUGAGUUACCAAUGCAGCUCGUGUGAGUAUGGGUUAGGCUAUAGGUAGGUAUGCUUAUCUUGUGGUCGCUUGGUCUCAUGUGAAGCCCCCCCCUGCGGUCCAUGGCAGGAGCAAUGGGAAGGGAUGUUAAGGCUUAAGUGCAUGCAUACAUUUGUAAGAGUUCAUCUGGGUUGUGGGAAGGUAAGGGAUAUUAGGCACUUUGCCUGUCAUUGAGACCCAGUCCUAGGUGGUUCAUCCGAUGCCCCGUUGGUGGUGGUUGUGCCCCCCUCGCGCUGUCAGUUGCUCAGUGCUGGGCUCCGGUUCGCCCUGAGAGUAGCGUGUGUUCCCGGUUGGGAUUUUUGUGGGUCGGCGUGGACACUGACUGCUGCCGAUUUGAGUUGGUGAUGUUGUGGUCGCGGCCGGGUUAGGUUUUACGCUCCGCCGUCUGCGUGGGCUGCCUUGGUAUGUUUUGCCUCCCUUGAGUCUGCGCUGGUUCACCACCUUUCUGUUGGGCUGUCUGUGAUGCUGUAUCCCAGGAUUUCCUUUAGUUUGAAGUGAGUCUUUGGAGGGCUGUAUUGGGCUGUGGAGGGUGCGUGGUGGUGAGUGAUCCAGUGCCGUGCCCCCCUCGCUGUCGGCUGCACGUGGCCCCUCUCACCUGCUCUCUUGGGGGUUUUCCGACUUGUCUGUGCGCUCUGUGCUCGGAGCUGCAGUUUCUCCCAGAACUUGGCGAACAGCUCAUCAAUGCGCCUUGUGAGGUCGGUGCUGCUGUCUGGACGCUGCUUUGGGGUUGCAGGCUGGAACCGCUGUCGUGGUGAGUACUCAGCCGCCAUCUUGUACGUGCCUCGUGUCGCUGGCCCUGGAGUUCUACUGCGUCUCGUCUGUCUGUGCAGGUGUGGCACUCCGGGCUCACGGCGAGGACCGGGAUAUACCCCACCGGUCCGGGGGGAGGGGUGGUUAGGAGGUUUGAGUUUCGAGGUGCGUCUGCAGCAGGCUGGCAGAGAGGAGAGCGGCUGUCUCGCAGGCCUCGGCAACCGCAGUGUGGGUCUCCGGGUCGUCAGGCUAGUGAUUUGGGUAUCGGAAGAUGUGCCCGAGCGUCCCCCGUACGGUUAUGCCUCACCCGAGCAGAUUUGCGCCAGGUAGUGGGGUAUGUACCCCCAAAAUCGUUUGUUUUGUGUCGGAGCUCGGACCUGACACGUCCGCUCAGUCUGGAUGUUAGGCUCCGCCCCACAUUAUUUAUUAUUUUAAUAUAUCCAAUAUCCGUUUUAUUCUAUAUUUAUUUUUUUAGUUUAUCUAUUGAGCUGCCACUUUUUUUUUUUUUUUAUUUCUUUUGUAAACUCAUGAAUAUAGUUAGAUUUAUUUUUUAGCCAUGAAUAUGAGUGCCAUAGUUAAUCGGAAAUAAGACUGGUACUGGUUCUCUUGAAGGCCCUGCCAGCCCUAUAUGAUAUUCCUAUUAAGGGCGGCACGAAAGAAAUGGAAAAACUAAAAGUAUACGAAAAAUGAGUUAAAAGUACUGUAAAUAGAAUAUAGGAGAAGCACAGAAAUCCUAGCGAGAAUAGGUAGGAGUUUAAAAGCGGUAAGCAUAAAUGCUGGACCCCAUCCGCAAUGCCCUGCUAAUUACUUGGCCCUAUUGUAUCUUUAUUAACUGAUGGCUUUCCACUUGGUUUUAAUUUUGGGGAGACUACAUGAUCUGAUUUCUGACAAAUGGAUUUGGAUCUGCAGCUUGGCAUAGAGUACAGUGUGUAUAAAAUUGCAAAGAAGUGAAAGCAGGUAAUGUGUAAUAUAGAGACACAAGAGCAGUACUAUAUAAUCAGCACUGUUUCUUAAUCUGCAAAUAGAAAAGGCUGUAUACUGUAGUCCAUACAAUAAGCAGUGAUUUAUGAGAUUACAGAGUUUGAUAACUUAUGCCAAAAUAAGUAUUUUUGAACCCGUAAAUUUAGUAGAGCGCACCUUCAAAUUAAUAUAUACAAAUAUUUUCAUUUUACACAUGAAUGGUUUUUGAUUAAAGUAGAUUAUUCCAAAAUCAGGGUUCCCUACCUCUUUUGCCGAGUGGGCAUCUCUUCCUUCUAGACAGCACGAUAAGCUGGUUCACUUCACCAAGCAAAGUCUUCAUAAUGAAUUGUAUACUUGGCCUGAUUCAAGACCUAGUAAGGUGCUGGUGUGUGAUGUCAUAGCAGUAAUGAUUUUUGAUUGGUUCAGCCAAAAUCCAACACAAAUGUUGCUAGGAUACCAGAAAACACAACAGGCAGAUGGUGUAUAUAUGUAUUUACCACCGCACUCUUUGUGCUUAGUGGUUUUCUCUGUACUGCUGCAUUACAGCCUUGAAAUCCGGUGUGUAAAUGGACAUAUAAGUAAACAUACUGGCAGAGAGCCCAGCUUUCAGUUGCAUUGUUAUUGUACAAAUCAGAAUAAAUUGUUUACAAACUUAGACAUUUUACAUAAUAUCGCGUGUGUGCGUGUGCGGUCAUAGUCACACCUCUCUGUGUGUAUAAUUUGCACAGCUUCCUAAAGAGUUCCUGUAAAGUGACAUCUAAUGUUUAAACUUCCUUUAUUGUACAAUCUGUUUAACAUUUAUCUUGUGCUCUGUUAAUCCCUUUCUAGACCCUGCAGUAGCCUCUUGCGUGUGACUAAAGUUAAAUUUACAGAGCAGGAGAUAAAAACUUCUAAAGCAAGGGAAUUGUGGCUAGGACUGUAUAAAUAGAAACAAAAGUGACCUAACUCCUACACGGUAGAGAAUUGAGCAGUAAGACUGCAGUCACAUGAUCUAUACACCAAAACUGCUUCAUUAAGCUAAAGUUGUUUUGGUGCCUAUAGUGUCCCUUUAUAAAAUCCUAACAGACAUACAAAAAGUAGGAUAUAAUGCUAGCAGGAAAAUAAUGAAAAGAAAAUAUAAAACCUUUUUAGGCACCAGAACCACUAAAGCUUAAUGCAGUAGUUCAGGGGCAAAUGGAGCAGUGUACACGAUGCCCAAUAUCACCUCUAGGUAAUGUUACUCAGACAGCACCUAGUGGGACUUACUUGCAAAUAGAAGCAGAGUGUGGAGAUUCCAAACUUUCCCCAGCAGUGAGUCAUAUGAGGAGAUGCUGAUUUGUGCAGUGAUAGCUUUGUAUCCACACUAGCCUCACAAAGCUUUUCUAUGGGGAAGCAUUCGAUUGGCUGAGAUCAGCAGUAUUGAUGAUCAUAGUCAGAGGAGGCACAGGGAGACCAAGCUGCUAAAGGAAACAAGGUUAGCUUUAAAUAAAAAUAAAAUAAAAAGCUUUGUGUAAAGGGACACUAUAGGCACCCAGACCAUUGAAGUGGUCUGGUAAGGAAAUAGUGUUUUUAACUGCAGCAUAGGAGGGCGAGCGGAAUGGAAGUGGCAGAGGGAGCUUUAGUGUCAGUAAUACAGCUUUGUAUUCCUGGCACUAUGGUAUCCCUUUUAAGGCAGGGGUGGGGAACCCUCUGCUCUCCAGAUGUUUUGGACUACAUCUCCCUUGAUGCUUUGCCAGAAUUAUGGCUGUAAGUGCAUUAUGGGAGAUGUAGUCCAAAACAUCUGGAGGGUCGAAGGUUCCCCACCCCUGCUUUAAGGGGUGCCCAGAAUCUAAAUAGUAAACUCUCUGCUUGAUCAGUAGGGGUCACCAACAUCUAAUCCUUCAUAUACCAUACGCUGAAUAGUGUAUUGUAGAAAGAUCGGUGUAUGCAUAAAGCAUAAUUACUUGUGGGGGUAUAGCUUGAAAAUCAGAUCUUAAAGGACCACUAUGGGCACCCAGACCACUUCAACUCAAUUGAUUAACUCUGCAGCUGAAAAAAUAACAGUUUCUCUGAGGCUUUACAUAGCAGGGUUAAUCCAGCCACUAGAGUCUGCUUCCGCGAUUUACACUGAGUAAAUCUCACUUAUUUGAUGCUGGAUGUGCUCACGGAGUCAGUCGUCAAAAAAGAUCCCCAUAGGAAAGCACUGAGUAAUGCUUUCCUAUGGCCACACAUGCGCAUUCGGCUCCACUUGGAAGCUGACGUCGAUGGAGGAGAAGAUGUCACUAGUGCUGAGGGAGCCCAACGCUGGAUUAAGGGAAGCAAAUAAAUGGUUAACCAUUUAUUCGCGCAACCUAAACGGUGACUAGGCUGCUAUAGCGUGAGGAAUACAUAUUUGUAUUCAUAACGCUAUAGUGUUCCUUUAAAAUACACGUGGUACAUUUUUGGUUCUUAUAAUCUACUGAAGCUUAGAAAAAAGGAGUUAAACUAAAAAUAACUUUUAAACCUGGUCUUUAGUAUAUGUUUUAUUAUCCUUUGUGCUACUUUUUCAAACUUAGAUUUUCAAUUAACAGUGACCUUGCUGGGUAACCCUCACAUAUAAAUAAAAGCCAAAAAAGAUAAAAUGUGUCUUCUACAGGUGGGAAUUCUUGUAUAUCCUUCAUCUGAGCACUACCAAAUAUUUGGAUCCUAAGGAGCAACCCCUUUAAAACCGGGAAGUACAAAGGACUGGAAAUAUUCUGAGUUAGCCUAAUAAUCUGCAGUGAAACUGAAUCAAACUCACGUCGCUGGUCUGAAUCACUCACCCCUGUCACACAUUGACAAAUAGUCUGAAACAAUAUAGAAAAACAAAGUUAUAGAAGAAAACCUAGAGAUUAGUACACUGCUUAACUCAAUACAUGUUUCCUAACGCACGGCCGACGAGCAUGUUAGGAUGAAAUGAGCAGAUAUUUAAUUACAUUACAAGGGUGGCUUGAGGAACGGUUUCAGUGAAGUAAGACAGAGUAACUUUCACUUGCAAAGACCUUUAUCUUUGCUUUGACAAAUGGCUUUCACAUAAGUUUGUAAGUGACUGUGUGCUCAGGAAGCUCUCAGCAGGAAAUGUGGGUUUAUAUUUCCAGGUAAGCAAGAUAGCUUUAGUUUGUGUAGAAUGUAUGUGUAUAUAACAUAUGCAGUACCUAACUGUAUUAUGGAAAAUAAUGCAUUGGGGGGGGGGUGUGAUAAGCCACAAGAAUAUUAAGUUUUUUGUUUUUUUUAAUUAGGUCUAGGGCUAACAUUUGUUUGAUCACGAGGAACCAAUGACACCUACAUUGGUUAGAGUUACACUUUUGGGUAGCAGCUGUUAUGUGCAACUGUUGUCAUUCAUUCCGCUCCUCCCCUGACAAUGAUAUGGCUGGAGGGACAGAACUGCAAUAUUUCUGUCUCAUUGGCUCAUUUUCUCCAUAUGUCUUUUGGGACAGAGCUCAAUUAAAAUGGCAGCUGUUUCCCGGAACAUCUAUUAAUCUUUGGCAGGCCAGGACACGUCCUGAGAGUAUGGGCCUGCGUGUGCAUUAACUGCCGGUUGUGGCGUACCACCAGGAAAUCACCGCCAAUAAUUCACUUUCUCUUAGUGUUUAUAGCUCCCAGAGUAGCCUCAGUGAUUACAGCUUCCAAAUAGAGCCUCCUCCAUACAUUAGACGAGUGCUAGAGAUGAAACUGGUUUAUUGUCCCACUUUUAUACCUGGGGUCUCUCCAGGAGGUCUCCAUGGAAACCAGAGGAAUUGCGACAUCCCUGGUACAUUGGUGUCUGAACAGAUAACUUAAAGGACCACUAUAGUGCCAGGAAAACGAACUCGAUUUCCUGGCACUAUAGUGCCCUGAGAGUGCCCCCACCCUCAGGGUCCCACUCCCGCCGGGCUGAAGGGGGACGAAGGCUGGCGUCUUCACUGUGAAAAUCACAGUGGGAAGCGCCUCUAGCGGCUGUCAAUGAGACAGCCACUACAGGCUGGAUUAACCCAUUUGUAAACAUAACAGUUUCUCUGAAACUGCUAUGUUUACAGCAAAAAGGGUUAAUCCUAGAUGGACCUGGCACCCAGACCACUUCAUUAAGCUGAAUUGGUCUAGGUGCCUAUAGUGGUCCUUUAAAGGGACACUGUAGGCACCCAGACCACUUAAGCUCAUUGUAGUGGUCUGGGUGCAAUGUCCCAUGUCCCUUAACCCUACUGUGGUAAUUAGUGCAGUUUUUGAAAAACUGCAAUAAUUAACUCCACCUAGUGGCUGUCUACCACUUCAGCGCUGCAGGAAGGGGGGCGCGAGGGAGGGGGAGACUGUAGGAUCCUAUAGUGCCAGGAAACCGUCUUUGUUUUCCUGGCACUAUAAAAUCCGUUUAAUUAGGUGGUCAUGCCAUUUCACCUGCCUAUUAAAUUCUUCGUUUAAGGAUAAUUUUUUUAAGAAGAAUUUGAAGUUCACUUUGUUUCAUACAGGUUUUUAUGUGUCUUAUUUUUUAUUUUAUUUUUUAAAACCCAUGCUGUUAAUGGUCUUUGUCUCCUAGGUCUCAAUGUUUACAGCAUGUUGAAACAUGACACUGUGCUGUUAACUGUCGGUGCUGUGGAUUUUCUGGAAGAGAAGUUACUCUGGCAAGAUUCCCGAUACUCUGCACUCUAUCCGUUCCGUCUACCUUACAGCGACUUCCCGUAAAGCGUGCAGGCUGCGCACAUUUUGUGGUUAUAAUCCUGACUUCUUCCAUCAUUUGGCUUGAUUAAUAUUAUUUUGUAUAUAAAAUGUAAAAAAAAUAAUAAUAAAAAAACAAAAAAUUAAAAAA